GAGAGAGAGAGAGAGAGAGGGAGAAUUGAGAAAUGAGAAUAUGGUCUUUGUCUCUCUCUCGUAUCUUUCACACACUCUCUCCGUCUAUCUAGCUAUUUGGUCUUUUUAAAGAGAAGAAGCAAAGCAUCUGAUUUUUAUUAUUAUUUGGUGCUUUUAACUACUGUUCAGGUUCUUCAAAAAGUUCUUGGCAACCAGUCAUGACUGCCGAUACAACCACCUUGCAUUAUUGGUUAAAUUGGAGAGUUUUGCUCUGUGCUAUUUGGGUGUUUUCGCCAAUGAUUGCUGCGUCAAUUUUGAUACGUAAAUAUGAAGGCUCGGAUGCUGAACAACACGACCGUGAAGAGACCCAGCAAAAAAGAGCUGGUACCUUAUAUGCAGAUGAGUCUUGGAGGCCUUGUCUGAAAGAAAUUCAUCCCAUUUGGCUGCUUGCCUUCCGCAUUGUCGCAUUUUUAGUACUCUUGACAUUGCUUAUUAUCAAUGUUGUUCUUGAUGGAGGUGGCGUAUUCUACUUCUAUACUCAGUGGACAUUCGCAUUGGUUACUAUCUACUUUGGGCUUGGUUCUUUACUCUCCCUUUAUGGAUGCUAUCAAUUUCUCAAUAAAGUUGGGGGUGAUAUGGUUGAGCAAUUGAGGUUAGAUGAAGAGCGAGGCACUUAUGUUGCACCUAUACAUGAAGGAAACGCAAACGUAUUCCGCCCUGCCAAAAGCCCAUCUCACCAUGAAGAGCGUUAUGUUUGUAAAAUUAGUGGGAUUUGGGGCUACGUGUUCCAAAUCAUUUACCAGACUAGUGCAGGUGCUGCUACGCUCACCGAUGUUGUCUUCUGGCUCAUCAUUUAUCCAUUUCUUACUGCCAAAGAUUAUAGGCUGAAUUUUUUAUUGGCUGGUAUGCAUUCGCUGAACGCCGUCUUUCUUCUUGGAGAUGCUGCUUUGAAUAGCUUGAGGUUCCCAUGGUUCCGGAUCUCCUACUUUGUUUUGUGGACAGCUAUGUUUGUCAUUUUCCAAUGGGUCAUCCAUGCUUGUGUCUCACUUUGGUGGCCAUACCCUUUUCUUGACUUGUCAUCGCCUUAUGCUCCACUAUGGUAUUUAAUGGUGGCAUUGUUGCAUGUUCCAUGCUAUGUGGCCUUUCCUCUCAUUAUAAAGCUGAAGCACAACUUGCUGUCAAGAUGGUUUCCUCACUCACACCAGUUCUUAAAGUAAACACCGACACCAUCGAAAGGCACUGGCUGUAGCGGAACCAAUCUGGUUCAUAUACGACUUGAUUUAUUUUUCCAUGUGGCUCCUUGUGGGAACUGGGAAGUCCUUUUGCUGUUUGAUCAAGAGUUCCUUCAAUGGAGUUGCAUGAGAAUGGCACAGAAAGGAGGGGCUUUUUGUAGCAUGCUUUUCUUUCAUUUAUCUUCCGCUUAUGAAAUUUGGGUUUAAGGAAAGAUGUUGUUGGUUAAUGGGAAUGUAGGAAUUUUAUUUCGAAAAUUCUAUUUUCUUUGUUUAUACUUUA
Magnolia sinica is the source of this 1491-nucleotide messenger RNA. RefSeq lists its product as uncharacterized. Bases 198 to 1196 code for a protein of 332 amino acids. The transcript has 9 exons. Lineage: Eukaryota; Viridiplantae; Streptophyta; Magnoliopsida; Magnoliales; Magnoliaceae. The record is from RefSeq and is a predicted model, not a curated record. Gene Ontology annotation, cellular component: membrane.